AUGUCGGACACCAGUGACCACUUGUGUCUACCGUGUUGGCCAGUGACCGCUCGGUGGCCAGUGUAGAUGGGAUGUGUAAUUAGUGAUAGCAACACUUAGCAAGGUACACAUCACCGAGGUGCGAUAGACCAGGCCUACACGCGGGAGUGGACUGUAUUCAUCUCUAGGGCUGGACCCCUCACACACAACAAUGUCAGCCUACGCCCAAUUCGGCUACACCUACCCUGCGGCGGCCUCACAGCUGCUGGUGGGUCAGGGCGGAGGCGGGACGGGCGGCACCGGCUGCUGUGAGGGCGGCCGGACCAUCAUGACAGACCCGGUGAGCGGACAACCCGUCUGCUCCUGUCAGUACGACCGCCUCGCCCUCGGCUCCUACUCCAGGAUCGGCUCCAGCCUCGGGGCCACUGGAGGGGUCUAUGGCACCACCUACACCUCCAGCGAACAGAACCCCUAUCCAUCCAUCGGUAUGGACUCCUCCGCCUUCUACAACCCCUUG
Messenger RNA from Procambarus clarkii (red swamp crayfish), 496 nucleotides. Lineage: Eukaryota; Metazoa; Arthropoda; Malacostraca; Decapoda; Cambaridae. The record is from RefSeq and is a predicted model, not a curated record.